Molecule: messenger RNA, 706 nt
Organism: Punica granatum (pomegranate)
Lineage: Eukaryota; Viridiplantae; Streptophyta; Magnoliopsida; Myrtales; Lythraceae
Source: RefSeq, a predicted model, not a curated record
CCCCGCCUCGCACGUGUUUGUCUCUCCUCCCUCGACCGCGAAUAUUCCCCCGGCUUCAAUUUAGCAAUCCUACCUCUUCCCUGAAUGAAGUGCUUCUCCAACUUGGGCUCCUUCUGCCGGCGCGCCAGGGCCCCGUCGACGCCGCCGAUGGAAGCCGGCGAUCCCCUCACGCCGCCCUCCGCGACCGGAUCCCGGCGCAGGCGCCGGUUGUCAGGCUGCAAGUCGAAGUCGGGCACCAGCACGCAUUGGCGUCCUGGGCUGACGGCCAUUUCUGAAGAUGUCGUCUCUCCGGCUGACGAGAAAAGGACCAAUUGGUUGAGGAAGAAACCGGCAAGCAAGAAGCAGUCGUUCGAUAAGUCUCACAGUUUCAGCCACCCAGAUGAGUACUACAGCAGGUCGAACUCGAUGUCGAUGGUCAUGCCAACAUUCUCACCGACGCCGUUCAUGUUUUGAGAUGGCCGGUUCACUCGCUGAUAUGGUUCGAAAGAUCGGUCGGUCUACCUCUGCAGUCUGCAUCGCUCUAUUCAUCCAUGAAUUGUAUAGCGGCUCUAGAGCGGUGGAUGAAUAGAAUCGGAUGCCUGAAUUUGUAAAUUCCUAUAGCAAUCUUAAGUUUGGAAGAGCUUGUCCGUAAGGAUUUGUCGGUGCUUGUAAUAUAUUACUAUCGGAAAUCUACUAAAAUUGAAAUAUUGCUUGCAUUUUGGUUGAA